GUUGCACUCGUAUUUCCAUUCAAUCUGAACGUGUUUUUUAUUUAUUCGAUUACAUCGAGGUGUUUCUUGUGUUUUAUUCAUCAUUUUAUAGCAUAUUUGCAAAACAAACCCUUUUUUUGAUAUGAAUAGAUAAAAUUGUGCCUUGAAACAAAGAAUAUUGCCACAUAAAACCGAAAGAAAAAGUGCAUUAAAUAUGAAGAAAUAAUAAAUGCAGUAAAUGAAUAAAAAAAAAGUUGAAUAAUAAAAAUAGCCCACAGAAAGUGCAUACAUGGGGAUUUAUUAUUUAUAAAGGAUUCAACGCACCUUGCAUCGUGUCUAAAGAUCUUAAAGCUAGUAUUGGACUUCAAAUUAUUUAGCUUUCGACAACAUUUUUGACACGUGAAAUAAUCACCUGAUAGCAGCUCAAAUCGAGCAUUGGUGUGAGACGAACAUACAAACCAUUAGAUAGUUAAAUAUUAUUCAGUGACAGAAUCAACAUCGAAAACUAGACCAACAGGAAGCAUCAACGAGUCAAAUUGUGAUAAGAAGUUUUCUCAACAACAUCGUCAUCAUGAAGGGCGUCAUUUUAUCGUCUGUUUUCGUUCUUAUCACUUUCCUUCUAAUCGCUCGAAAUGUCUGUCAUGCAUGGACAUUUUCUGUUCUUCCAAAUCGAGUUAUAGAUUACGAAUUAAGCAGUCCGACUUUCUUCGGUAAUGGAAGCGAUUAUUUCAAAAUCCUAUCUAUGAACGAUAAUUCAGUGCUUAUUGGUGCCAAGAACAAUGUUUACAACUUAAGCUUAACAAGAUUAAACGAGAAUCGCGAUAAUCGCAUUGAAUGGACAUCAUCAGAAGCUCAUCGUGAAAUGUGUUUGCUUAAAGGAAAGAACAAUUCCGAUUGUCAGAAUUACAUUCGCAUCUAUGCACGUGUGUCUGAACGACAAAUAAUGCUUUGUGGAACAAAUAGCUUUAAGCCGAUGUGCCGCUACUAUAAACUGAAUCCAAUAAGUGACAAUGGCUCGACUUAUGAAAUGCUUCAAGAGUUUGAAGGCGAAGCUAUAAGUCCUUAUUCACCUACACAGAACAAUACUUACAUUCAUACCGACUUAGAUGAAUUAUAUGCUGCAACGUCGGUUGGAUUUGCUGGUGCACAACAACUCAUCUUUCGUCAACGAUUGUUAAGUCCACAAUCGAACACACAAACACUUCGCACUGAUUUUCGCAAUGACAUUCUAAAUCAAGCAUCGUUUGUUAAUGCGGUUGAAUACAACGGUUACAUUAUGUUCUUCUUCCGUGAACAAGCGAUCGAGUAUCAGAAUUGUGGCAAAUCGAUGUAUUCGCGUGUCGCUCGUGUUUGUAAGAAUGACAAGGGCGGUUCUCAUCCGUUUCACGAUCGAUUCUCAUCAUUUUUAAAGACACGUUUGAACUGUUCGAUGCCGGGUGAAUAUCCGUUCUAUUUCGAUGAAUUACAAGCAACGAGUGAAGUGAUUGAUGGCAUUUACGGAAACGACCGUGACGCUUUAAUCUAUACUGUAAUGAAUACCAACGAUAAUGCUAUCGAUGGAUCAGCAAUUUGUGUUUAUUCAAUGAAUUCGAUUCUUGAAGCAUUUCAAGGAAAGUUUAAAAAUCAACGUGAUGUUAAUUCAGUAUGGCGCGCACUUGACGAUACAGAAGUUCCUGCUUCACCUUCCAGACCUGGACAAUGUGUUGAUGAUUCACGAACACUUCCAAGUUCAACAAUUAAUUUCAUAUUAAAGAAUCCAUUGAUGGAUGGUGCUGUUAAUCCAAUUCACGAGUCACCUUUGUUGGUACACACAGGUUCAAACUACAAGUUCACAUCAAUUGCAAUCGAUUCGCAAGUUGAAACAAUGAGCGGAAAAAGCUACGAUGUGAUCUUUAUUGGAACUGAUAAUGGUCAUGUGUUGAAAUUAAUUAAUGUUGGUUCAGCUGAAUCAUUGAAUGGUAACAAGCCGAUUGUUGUCAGCGAACAACAAGUUCUUCCAAUUGGAACCAGAAUUAAAGAAUUGAAAAUCUCACGUGCGACACAAAAGCUGAUUGUCGUGUCAGAUAAUUUUGUACGUUCAAUUCCACUUCACAAUUGUUCGGGACUUCAUCAAUGCUCAGAUUGUGUUGGCUCUCGUGAUCCAUACUGCGUUUGGGACAAUAUCAAUCGUGAAUGUAUCUUUUACAAUCGUACGACGAUGUCAAGAAACGCUGGAAUGUACAUUGAGUCGAUUGAUGGUAAAAACGAUGAUGUCUGUGGCGAUGGAGUAAUUCCAACCAUUAAAAUGAAUCAUCAUGCGAAAAUCAAUAGUGGACAAACCCACGGAACGGUGUCGUCCUUUGGAAAGAAUCCGCUACCAAUUGACGGUAGUGAAAACAAUGAAGAAGAAGAACUCAUGAAGAAUCAUAAAUACUACAGCGUCGGCGUACUGCAAGCACCUUCAUCGCAAAGCACAUCGGAAUAUUUUGAGCCACAAAUUCAAACAUCAAGUGCUUCGAUUGUUGCAUUGUUUGCGAUUGCUGCAUUGAUUUUUGGUGUCAUUAUGGGAUUUACACUUUCGAAAUGUGUUUCUUUAAGGAAUGACAGCGCUCGAAGUCCAUUUCUAAGUAAUGACAGUCAUCAUCGGAAUCAUUUAGGAUGGCAAGCAAAUCCUAAUAAGCAUUUACUUCAAUUGCCAACAAUGAAUAAUGGCGGUAAAGACAUUAAUCUUCUCAUGAACACUAAUUCAAGUACAAUUAAUAAUAUUAAUAAGAAAGAUAACUUAGAGUUAGAGUUUUCACUUGGCAGCAAAGAUCGGACGCAUGAGUGCAAGAAUUCAAAUGAAAGUCUUGACAAAGAAACAUGCAAAUCAGCCGUGAUAUCGGCAUCGGGUGGGACGCUGCAGAAGGUUAAGAAAACAUACAUUUGAGAGAUCAAAUGAAUUUAAUUUAGGAAACAAAAGUCUUUUUUUUUAUACAUAAAUAAAACGUAAUUUAAACUUCACGAAGCUUGAUUGCAUAAUCAUAACAAAGACGAAUCGAGAUCAUAAUUGAGUAAGCAAGCGAAUAACAUCAGCUAGAUUUACAAUUUACGUCUCCGAUUCCAUGAGCUUCUGAUCACAAACAUUUCCAUUGAACGCGUGUGUAAACAAUUUUGUGCAGAAUUGUAAAAGAGAUUAGAUAAGAGUGUGAAAGAACAGUGAGGAAUGCUGCAAUAGCUUAGUUAGGCAAUAAUUUACAAUCAUAAAUAUCUUUUCAUGCAUAGAUUAUAUUAAUCUAGACUUUUAUAACAUUUUUUGGCACUCGAUCAUCAACAAAAAAAAAUCAUUUUAGGGUGCAAAAAAGAAAGAAGAAAACAAAAAACUUUUCCAUUUUACAAAAGCGAUUUUAUUUUAUUAUUUUUGGAGUUAUUGUCGAAAGUUGAUUAAUUAACUGAUAUUGAAAGCUUUAGAUUAAGAAGAAUAAUGAAAUGAUUUUAACAGUAGAUAUGUGAAUGGAUAUUUUUAUGAAUUAUGAUUCGACUGAUGAAAAGGAGAUAAAUGAUGAAUAAGAAAGAUAGAAAGCUUCCCAAAAUUAUUUAUAAUGUAGAGAAAUGUGAGAUGACAUUUGAUGACAAAUAUGUUGGCUGGUUAGUGAGAAGAUGAAAGAAAGGAAUAAACCUUUUAAGGUUGACAAUUUGCCUGAAGUCGCCAUUAAAUCUUCAUGUGCUUGUUUGCGAUUACGAUCGGACACCAGUUGGAGGAUGUUGCACGCAACUCUCCAUGAACUGUGAUAUAAGUUUAGAAAUUUUGAUGAACAAACAGCACGGAAGAUAGAAAGAAGAAGAAAGAAAUAAUCAUGACAAGGAAAAAAAACAUAUUUGAAUAAUGUGCCUAUAAAAUAUCUUUUGUUUUAAUAAAUGAAACAUGUAAAAUAAACAGUGAAAUGCCUUCAGCUGAUAACAGCAUAAAAUCAUUUAAAACAUUGCAUAUCCACCGAAAAUACAAACUCAAAUUCAGCUAAAAAUUAUUGCAUUUCAAGUUGAAAAUUUCUUUUUUUAUCAUGAUAAGCUUUAAAAAGCACUGCAACGCCCUUUUGUAUUCGUAAUAAGAAAUUUAUUCUGUCCAAGCAAAAAGUAUGAUUUUUAUAAUUUUAAUUCUAUAGCUAAGCUUAUUUUAUGUAAACCUAAAUUUUGUCAGCUCUUCUGAUUAUCCAUCAUCGUAAUGAUUAUAAGAUAUGAGCAAAAUAAAAUUAUUAAAAAUUAA
This is a messenger RNA of Clunio marinus, 4201 nucleotides long. The record is from the annotation of a GenBank genome assembly. Lineage: Eukaryota; Metazoa; Arthropoda; Insecta; Diptera; Chironomidae.